Molecule: messenger RNA, 296 nt
Organism: Hydra vulgaris (swiftwater hydra)
Lineage: Eukaryota; Metazoa; Cnidaria; Hydrozoa; Anthoathecata; Hydridae
Source: RefSeq, a predicted model, not a curated record
UGACCAUCUCCUGUACAAAAGUUAUUUCAUCUGAGAGAAUGGACUGUGGAUAUAAUGGAAUAACUGAAAGUGAAUGCCUUGAACGUAACUGCUGUUUUGAUAGCUCUGAACCAAAUGUUAAUUGGUGUUUUUAUCCUAGUGAGUUGGCCAUCUCCUGUACAAAAGUUAUUUCAUCUGAGAGAAUGGACUGUGGAUAUAAUGGAAUAACUGAAAGUGAAUGCCUUGAACGUAACUGCUGUUUUGAUAGCUCUGAACCAAAUGUCAAUUGGUGUUUUUAUCCUAGUAAGAAUAAAUAA